Molecule: messenger RNA, 1511 nt
Organism: Melanaphis sacchari
Lineage: Eukaryota; Metazoa; Arthropoda; Insecta; Hemiptera; Aphididae
Product: peptidyl-prolyl cis-trans isomerase FKBP8
Exons: 5
Coding region: 183-1364 (393 amino acids)
Molecular function (GO): protein binding; peptidyl-prolyl cis-trans isomerase activity
Source: RefSeq, a predicted model, not a curated record
UAUUGUAAUUUGUUCUAAUUGUUAAUUAUUUUAUUAAGUUUUUUAAUCAUUUAGACUGUAAAUAAUUCAAUUCAAUUUCUAACUUGUCACAAUUCGUGCAGUGAGUCCAUGUGUUAGUGGUGAUAGACAGUGUUGAUUAUUAAACUUGUUUUUCCGAACAUUGCUUAAAUAAUUAUUUUAAAAUGGAAGACAUGGAAUUAAAUUUAGAGCAGAAUAAUACAAUUUCACAAAACAUAACUCCUGAAGUUUCUGAUUUUAUAAAUGCUGAACAAGGCAGUUUUCCAGAAUCUUCUAUUAAUUCUAACGAUAUCCUGUCGGAAGAUAAUCAAAAUAAAGAAGCUCUUCUUUCUCAACCAGUGAAUGGAGAUGAACCAAAAGAAACUUAUCAAGAUAUAUUAGGUUCCGGAGACUUAUUGAAAAAAAUUAUUAAACAAGGAGCUCUUGAUGAACGACCAAUGAAAGGUGAACAAAUUAUUAUAAAUUUAAUUGGCCGACUGGAAGACAAUGAUGAUAUAUUUGAAAAAGAAGAAAAUUUUGAAAUUACUCUUGGUGACUGUGAGGUAAUUCAAGGUGUUGAUUUAGCUUUAAGCUUAAUGAAUGUAGGUGAAAUAGCUGAGUUGAAAAUAGCAUCACGAUUUGGUUAUGGUGAAAAGGGAUUGAGUCCAAAGGUUCUAGGUGGAGCUAGAUUAGUUUAUACUGUAGAACUACUAUCUGUAAAACCAGAAAUAAUUCCAGAUGAUCUUACUCCAAGUGAAAGGCUUAAAAUUGGGCUUAAAAAAAAAGAUAAAGGAAACUGGUGGUAUGCACGUAAUGAAAACACUAUGGCUUUACAUGUUUAUCGAAAAGCUCUUCAAUAUUUUGGAGGACCAGGAGAUAUAAUUGGUUCAGAUUCAGAACAAAAUGAUAUUCUAAAUGAACGUGUCAAGACAUUAAACAACAUGGCUGCUGUUCACAUGUCUAUGAAUAGUUUAGAUUUAGCUUUAAGUACAUUGGAUAGUGUACUUGCUGUUGAACCUCAUAAUGAAAAAGCAAUUAUGCGUAAGGGUAAAGUACUAGCAUUAAAAGGACAAAAUGUGGCAGCUGCUCGUGAGCUUGAAAAAGCGUUGCAAAUAAAUCCAAAUAAUAAAACUGUCCAAAAUAUUCUCAGCAAUGUUAAAGCAGCAUUAGUUAAAGAGAGAGUACAAGAAAGAGAAUUAUAUAAAAAAAUGUUGGGUCAUAAAGAUGAUAGUGAAAAGUCAGCAAAAGACGAAAAAAAUACGAGCACAACGUUUAUAAUCAGUGGGCUUGUUGCUGGAUUAGCAGUAAUUUGUGGAUACUGUUACCUUAACAACAAUUUUCCUUUCAGCAAAUUUAGCACUUUAUAGUUUUUUUUUAAAAGUUUAUUCAUUAUUUCUUACAUUCAACAACUAAAACAUUCUAUACUGUUAAUUGUGAUUCUAUUUGAUUACAAAUAUCUUCAAAUUUAAUUUAAAACAAUAUUUUUUAAGAAAAAAAAUUGUGGCUAGCUAAAA